This is a messenger RNA of Oikopleura dioica, 2649 nucleotides long. The record is from the annotation of a GenBank genome assembly. NCBI's taxonomy places the organism in Eukaryota, Metazoa, Chordata, Appendicularia, Copelata, Oikopleuridae.
AUGAGACUUUUUCCUCUUUUGCUUUUUCAGCAAUCCUUUUCAAAGCCAAAUCAGGAAAGCGAGACGAGCUCGCGACAAGUCAUCUGUCACUUUGAUGAGCCCUGCACUCAAGCCUGCACUGCCAAGGUCUGCGAGUACUUCUGGAACAUUGAGUACCGACUAACCAACACUUGGCGGACACGUGACUUUGGGCGGCGAACAAACGUAGCCAGAGGAUCUCUUCGUGAUUUCUCAGUUUCUUGGAACGAGACGAGCAAAAACCUGGACAUUGACCAGAUAGGACUUGCUGCCAAUACUCCGUUUCUCGUCGAUGAGAGAGAAAACCUCUUCUUUACCGACGGACAGGACCAACGACGAGUGAUCACGAUUAACGGCCAUUUUCCCGGCCCGAGCGUGAUCGUCAAUAAGGGCGCCAAGGUCAUCAUCCACGUAAAGAGCCUUCUCCAUGAUCAGUCAUUCUCACUCCACUGGCAUGGUCUUCACAUGGUCGACAACUACUGGAUGGACGGAGGAGCCAUGUUUUCCCAAUGCCCCGUCAACAGUUUCAACGAGUUUACAUACGUUAUCGAGGCCGACAACACCGGAACACACUGGUAUCACUCGCACAAAGGCCUUCAACGAGCAGAUGGACUUCACGGCGCAUUCAUCGUCCUUCAGCCGGAAGAACAAGAAGACCAUUCCAAUAAAAUUCCAUUUGUGAUGACCGACUGGUAUCGAGAUGAUUCUGACUUUUUGGCGGCUGCAGAUCCCUACCGCUUUGGAAUUUCUGGCGGGGACCGAUUCACUGGAACAGGGGCGCGGACAUGCACCACCCCGGAAAAGGGAUUUCUCAACGGAGCGAAAGUGAGCAGCUACUGCGUCGAUUCGAUUCUUGUCAACGGCCAUGGCCAGUUCCGAGACAAAAACGACUCGGCUGUGUUUUCUGUCGGCGAGCAGUUCGUUCUUCCCUACGAAACAGAAACCGUCGAAUUGAAAGCCGUCCACGCUGGUUUUGAAGUUCCGAUUCUGCUCAGAAGAGCUGAUAGCUUGCCGAUUUACGCAACUGGAACCGAUGGCCGAAAAAUUCAGUCAAGAGCUGGACAUGGGCUGAUCUUUGGCGUCGGCGAGACGUGGAAUAUUGAAAGCGAAUUUAACGGGCUCGACGAAAUCAUUUUCAUAGCCGAACUCAUGGUGGAAGGAUACGGACACGUGGUUGAUGCAGACUACCAGCUUAGCCCGCGACCCUUCGUUAAAGUCUCUGUCCAAAGAUCUUCUGCUCCGUUCCGAGGAGAACGCGUUCGAAAUCUUGUCCCUCUUCUUCCCUGGAAACAAUCGCCAGCUCCAGUGAGACCCCAUCAUGCUUUGGAUUUUACUGACUUUAUCGACAAUCUCGACCACGACUCGGAUUUUACUUACCUCAACUGUCCACUUGACAACUACCGCGGCUUCAAAUGCGUCGGAAUCAUGGAUUUUCAGCGCGAUGAAAAUGUCGAAACUGAAGCAUAUCAAUUCGACCCCGCAGAAACGAACGAAAAACCGGAUCAAAUAAUCGAACUGAAUUUGAAUCUGGCUCGAGGAUCGUCAAUCAACGGCAUCAAAUUCGCCUAUCCAUACAAACCCUUUUUCGACGGAAUCAAGGACGAGAAUAUCACGCCCUGCAGCGAAGAGAUUCUCGGAGACGAAGGAAACAGAACCUGCACGCAAAUUUUCACAGUCCAGAAAGACGAGCUUGUGGAAAUCAGAAUCUCCGCUGCUCAUGAAAUGUCGAACGAACUCUCGCCAUACGAGUGGACUUAUCACGCUUUCCAUUUGCACGGCUACGAGUUCUUCGUCCAGGAGCUUGGCUUUCCCAGACUCGAUCAACAUGGCAACAUAAUUGGACUCGACGACGCUUUGAGCUGCACUGGUGGAACGCGCUGCCCGAAAGUGGAAUACAGAGAAGACAUUUUGAAGAAACGAAGAGUCCAUAAUUUGAACACUGUCGCGAAAAAUACGAUUCUAGUGCCAGCAAUGGGCUACGCGAUUGUCCGUUUCAAGGCGACGAAUCCCGGAAUCUGGCCGAUGCACUGUCAUCAGCUUUUCCACAAUUCCCAAGGAAUGGCUGUGGCUUUGAAUGUAGAAGACAAAGAGGAGAACAAGCCGUUUUCUUAUUUGCCGGAAGAUUUUCCAAGAUGUGCAGACUAUGAUCCAACGAGCUACUCAACUCCGAAAAAAGCAUCGCAGAAUCAUUUUCUUCAUUUCAUCACGCAUCACAUAUUGUUCUCUUCAUCGAUCUUGGUCGUCUUUUUGUCUCUCGUGUUUAUCUUCGUGAAAUGCUGCUUUUUGCCAAGAUUUAAAAAUGGGUACGAAUACGCACCGUUGAAUGGAGGAGAAAAGGGAAUUCGUUUGUAUACUAAGAAAUUGCAAGAAUUCGUCAACCAAAGAAUUACAAAUCGCCAAAAAUCUGAAUCGAGAAAUGAAGAUAGGGAACCACUUAUUUCGAAUGAUGAGUGUCAAGAUUCAAACAAGAUGGAAGACGACACUGACCAAGAAAUAAUUGAUUCUCCAACUUACAAUCCGGAAGAGGAUAAUGAUGACGAAGACUUUGCUUGUGAACACAAAGAUAACUUUCCAAACGGUCAUUGGGACAAUGACGAUUCGAAGUUUUCAUUGUUCAAACCUGAUCAAUGA